Molecule: messenger RNA, 1573 nt
Organism: Prosopis cineraria
Lineage: Eukaryota; Viridiplantae; Streptophyta; Magnoliopsida; Fabales; Fabaceae
Product: F-box protein SKIP23-like
Exons: 2
Coding region: 80-1315 (411 amino acids)
Source: RefSeq, a predicted model, not a curated record
ACAGUGUGUGGUCCGUUUCCAUCAACACCAGCCAGCUUUUGUUACCUUGCAGUUUGGUGUCUCAUCUCUCCUAUUUUCCAUGGAUCCCCACUCCACUUCGUGGUCUGGUCUUCGCAGUGAUUUGCUCCUCAACAUUGCCAAUCGCCUUGAUUCUCGUAUCGAUCGUCUUUGCUUCCGUGCCGUUUGCUAUUCCUGGCGAUCCGUUCUCCCUACGCCGUCCCGGAGGUCCGCUUCUCCCUCUCCGCCUCUCAAGCUUCCCUUCCCAAUGGGUUCCAACCCUCAUCGGAAUCGCAGACGACGUGGUUACUUCAACCUGGUCGAGUCCACUGUCUACUGCAUUCAACCCCUCAAGAAAAUUUCAGACACUUGGAAGACUUCCAAGUGCUGGCUCAUUAGGAUUGAGGAGACCAAGGAGCCUGGCAAGGUUCGCCUCAUGGAUCCUCUCUCCCGGCUUGAAUCUGAGAACCUGUCUCCGCGUCUUCCUAGAGGCUUGAAUCUCCUUGACUAUAGGGCUUCCGAGAUAACUAAGGUUUACGAUCUUCGAUUUGUGGGCAAUAGUAAAAUACCUGAAUUAGAUUUUCCUGAAGUUUUAUCUGUUCACGUUAUGAAAGUGGCUGUGUGCUCUGAAGGUGCUGGUUUUGCGGUUAUGGCCAUUGACACUGCUGGCCAGUUGAGUAUUUGGAGAAAGGGUGAUAAGAAAUGGAAUCGUAUAAGCAAUGGCCGGGAAGGCGCUUUUUAUAAUGAUGUUGUUUACCAUAAUGCGAAAUUUUAUGCUGUGGAUGACUCCGGUUUGACUAUCUCGGUAGAUUUGUCAUUGAAAAUCACACUAGUUACCCCAGCAAUGACUCGUCCUGGUUAUAAUAGACACAACAGUCUAGCAAAGCGCUUGGUGAGUUCUCUUGGCGAUUUAUUCCUCCUAGAUAGGGACUUUGAUCCUGAGAAUGAAUUUCUUGCGGGCUUUAAUUCUGAUUCCGACGAGGAUGUUCUCCCCACUUAUUUUCAUGUUUAUAAACUGAAUGAGGAGAAACGCAAGUGGGUUUCGGUGAAAAGCUUGGGAAAUAGAGUUAUGUUUGUUGGCGAUCAUUGCACUUUCUCUGUUUCAGCUCAAGAAUAUCGUGGGUGCAAGAAGAAUUGCAUUUACUACAACGAACGUGGCUCCUUUUGUGGUGAUCUCGUUGAAUAUCAUCCCGGCGGUGAUGCUGCAUUGUUUGACAUGGAUGAUUGUUCUGCUAAGAUGCUUUCAGGAGUCUUUAGCUAUUCUGGACUUUUCUGGCCUCCACCAUCGUGGAUUGUGACGGGUGUUGCAACUAGGUGAACUAGCUGUUUAGACAGUUUUCGCAUUUUGGAAGACGCUGAAGACGCGCAUGCAGGUGGCAGAUGGGUCCUUUUUGUGUUUGAAUUAGCGAGGGCUACUUUUUGUUCUUGUGAUGCUGUGCAUAUUUGCUGAAUUCUAUGUUCUGUUGGUGCUGCUUGUCUUAUGUAAGAUGGUGUUUUUGGGAGUGACUUUGUAUAUCUAUUGUAUGUAAUAGCACAUGAGUAUUUAUAACUGGUUUGCUGAUUUUCGUUUUCUCUA